Messenger RNA from Solanum dulcamara, 907 nucleotides. Its product is annotated as vesicle-associated membrane protein 721. NCBI's taxonomy places the organism in Eukaryota, Viridiplantae, Streptophyta, Magnoliopsida, Solanales, Solanaceae. The transcript is spliced from 5 exons. Gene Ontology annotation, cellular component: membrane. Gene Ontology annotation, biological process: vesicle-mediated transport. The record is from RefSeq and is a predicted model, not a curated record. The coding region runs from base 165 to 827 and encodes 220 amino acids.
GUGGGGUCUUUUCAAAAAAUAAAAUUCAUGAGUCUCUCUUUGCUUGUACACUUUCACGCAUAAAUAUACACAGAUGCUUUUUUGGUGUUUCUUCUAUUUUGCUCUCUGAAAUUCGAAAUAGCUAGGGUUUUGUCUCUUCUCGAGUGUGAGAAGAGAGAGGGAAAAUGGGACAACAAUCGUUGAUCUACAGCUUCGUUGCGCGAGGAACGGUGAUUCUCGCCGAGUAUACUGAGUUCACCGGAAAUUUCACCAGUAUUGCAUCGCAGUGCCUCCAGAAACUCCCUGCUUCCAACAACAAGUUCACCUAUAACUGUGAUGGACAUACUUUUAACUACCUCGUCGAUGACGGCUUCACAUACUGUGUUGUAGCUGUGGAAUCUGUUGGCAGACAGGUCCCAAUUGCAUUCCUGGAGAGAGUUAAGGAUGAUUUUACCAAGAAAUAUGGUGGAGGUAAAGCUGCUACAGCUGUUGCUAACAGCUUGAACAAGGAGUUUGGGCCCAAAAUGAAGGAGCAGAUGCAGUACUGUGUUGAUCAUCCAGAGGAAAUCAGCAAGCUUGCAAAGGUGAAGGCUCAGGUUUCAGAAGUUAAAGGUGUGAUGAUGGAAAACAUUGAGAAGGUCCUGGAUCGUGGGGAGAAAAUUGAACUUUUGGUGGAUAAAACUGAGAAUCUUCGCUCACAGGCACAAGAUUUCAAGACACAAGGAACAAAAGUGAGGAGGAAGAUGUGGUUGCAGAACAUGAAGAUAAAGCUUAUAGUCCUGGGCAUCAUUAUUGCCUUGAUUCUGGUCAUAAUUCUUUCGAUAUGUCAUGGCUUCAAAUGUCAUUAAUCGAUGGUUAUUUUUUAUAACGGUGAUUAUUAAACUAUAAUUCUUGAUACUUCUAGCAGUAAAAUGCGUGUUCCUUGUAA